This is a messenger RNA of Rubroshorea leprosula, 3048 nucleotides long. The record is from the annotation of a GenBank genome assembly. NCBI's taxonomy places the organism in Eukaryota, Viridiplantae, Streptophyta, Magnoliopsida, Malvales, Dipterocarpaceae.
CAGAAAUCAACCGUUUCUCAUUAUUUCUUUAUCUCUCAGUGUGCUGCUUCUAUGAACGUCGGUGUUGGUUUCUUCUCUGAUCCUGAUGGUCUCGAAGGCCUCGCUCAUUUCCUCGAGCACAUGUUGUUCUAUGCUAGUGAGAAGUAUCCUUUGGAGGAUAGUUACUCAAAGUACAUUGCAGAGCAUGGAGGUAGAAGAAAUGCCUUUACAGCUUCUGAGAGUACUAACUUUCAUUUUGAUGUUAAUACUGAUGGUUUUGAAGAGGCUUUGGACAGAUUUGCACAGUUCUUCAUUAAACCAUUGAUCUCAGCCGAUGCAACCAUGAGGGAAAUCAAAGCAGUUGAUUCUGGGAAUUGGGAUACUUUGGAGAUUAGACCAAAGGCAAAAGGAGUGGAUACAAGACAAGAGCUGCUUAAAUUCUAUGAUAAAAAUUACUCUGCCAACCUUAUGCAUUUAGCUGUGUACUCAAAAGAAAGUCUUGAUAAAAUACAGAGCCUGGUAGAGGAUAAGUUUCAGGAAAUUAGGAACUCUAGUCGAAGCUUCCUGAGUUUUCCUGGUCAACCUUGCUCAUCAGAACAUUUACAGAUUCUUGUUAGAGCAGUUCCAAUAAAAGAAGGUAACAAAUUGAGAAUUGUAUGGCCAAUAACUCCAGCAAUUCAUUAUUACAAGGAAGGGCCAUGCAGGUACCUUGGUCAUCUUAUUGGCCACAAAGGAGAAGGGUCUUUGUUUUACAACUUGAAAAAACUGGGAUGGGCUACAGGAUUGUUUGCUGGUGAAGGAGAGUGGACUUUGGAGUUUUCUUUUUUUGUGGUAGUAAUUGAUCUUACAGAUGCUGGUCAUGAUCACAUGCAGGAUAUAGUAGGACUGCUAUUUAAAUACAUUCAACUUUUACAGCAAUCUGGUGUUUGCAAAUGGAUAUUCGAUGAGCUUUCAGCUGUCUGUGAGACAGGCUUUCACUAUAAGGACAAAGUCCAUCCUAUUUAUUAUGUUGUGAACAUUGCAUCAAAGAUGCGGAUGUAUCCUCCUAAAGACUGGCUUGUGGGAUCAUCAAUGCCUUCAAAUUUUAAUCAAGGCAUCAUACAGAUGGUACUUAAUGAGCUUUCUCCAGAUAAAGUCCGUUCAGAGGUGGUUUUGGUUCAGUGUGGUUAUUUCUUUUUGAUAAGCUCCAUGGUUGACAGAAUCUUCUGGGAGUCAAAGAAAUUUGGAGGGCUUACUGAUAUGGUGGAACCAUGGUAUGGCACUGCAUAUUCCAUUGAGAAAGUCACUACAUCCAUGAUUCAGGAGUGGAUGUCAUUGGCUCCUAAUGAGAAUCUGCAUCUACCAACACCUAAUAUCUUCAUUCCAACAGAUUUGUCACUUAAAGAUCCAGAAGAAAAGAUCAAGUAUCCGGUUUUACUUAGGAAGUCAUCAUAUUCAAGGGUAUGGUACAAGCCUAAUACGAUGUUCUCCUCUCCUAAGGCUUAUGUUAAGAUAGACUUCAACUGUCCCUAUGCUAGCAAUUCCCCUGAAGCUCAAAUUCUUACAUCAAUUUUUGCCCGGUUGGUGAUGGAUUACUUGGAUGAAUAUGCUUACCAUGCCCAAGUUGCUGGCCUUCAUUACUACAUAAGCAACACGGAUAGUGGUUUUGAGGUGACGUUGGUUGGUUAUAAUCACAAACUCCAGAUCCUAUUGGAGACUGUUGUUGACAAAAUUGCAAAAUUUGAAGUAAAACCUGACCGGUUUUCUGUAAUCAAGGAAUGGGUAACACAAGACUAUCAAAAUCGGAAGUUUCAGCAACCUUAUGAGCAGUCUAUGUACUAUUGCUCAUUAUUAUUGGAGGACCACACAUGGCCUUGGAUGGAAGAACUUGAAGUCCUGCCAAAUAUUAAAGCUGAAGACCUUGCCAAAUUUGCCCCCAUGAUGCUCUCAAGGGCCUUCCUUGAAUGUUACAUAGCAGGUAACAUUGAACGCGCUGAGGCAAAUUCAAUGAUAGAGCAUAUUGAAGAUAUUUUCUUUAAGGGCUCAAACCCUAUAUGUCAACCAUUAUUUCCAUCCCAGCAUCUUACAAAUAGAGUUGUAAAACUUGAAAGGGGCAUGAAUUACUUCUACUCCAAGGAAGUACUAAAUCCAAGUGAUGAGAAUUCUGCCCUUCUCCACUAUAUUCAGGUUCAUCGCGAUGAUUUUAUGUUGAAUGUGAAACUUCAGCUUUUUGCUCUUAUUGCUAAGCAGCCAACCUUCCAUCAGCUUAGAUCUGUUGAGCAACUUGGGUACAUUACUUCUCUCCAGCAGAGGAAUGAUUGUGGAAUUCAUGGAUUGCAGUUUAUUAUCCAGUCCACUGUGAAGGGCCCAGAGCAUAUUGAUUUAAGAAUUCAGGCAUUCCUCCAGAUGUUUGAGACCCAACUUUACAAGAUGACUCCUGAUGAAUUUAAGAGCAAUGUGAAUGCAUUGAUUGAUACAAAGCUUGAGAAGCACAAGAAUCUAUGGGAAGAAUCUGCAUUUUACUGGAGAGAAAUUGCCAAUGGAACUCUAAAAUUUGAUCGGAUAGAAGCUGAGGUUGCAGCACUAAGGCAACUUACACAACCAGAACUGAUAGACUUCUUCAAUCAGUAUGUAAAAGUUGGUGCACCGCAGAAGAGGACCCUGAGCGUACGUGUGGUUGGGAAGGGACAUUUAGCAGAUUAUAAAACCACAAAAAGUGAAGCAGCUCAACCCGGCGAAAUUGAUGACAUAUUUAGUUUCAGAAAAUCAUUACCCCUUUAUGGUUCAUUCAGAGGAGGAGCUGGUCUUGUAAAAUUGUAGUUUCGGAGGAGAGGAGCGAGGAGCGGAAUCAGUGUUGGAGCUUCAGCUGUUGAAAUGGAGACACAAACUCAAACAAGCUUAGGUCACUGACAAAGCUCAAUGCUCGUUAGUUAUCUGCAUGGUACAUAAACCGUGCCAAUAAAUUGUAAGUUUAUAUUUAUUUUUUUCUAAUUCCUUUCUUCGACUGAAAAUGAAACUAAAGUCAUGCAUAUAUGAAAGAAAUUUGCUUCUGCUUUGAGAACUUAAAUAAAAUGAAAGCAGAAAAGAAUG